CUUUUUUUUCUUGUCCUAAAAUAUGGUUUCCCAUAUCUUGCUGAAGUGUUAAUCCACCCCGCAGGUCACAUGGAUGCGGGCCAGCGCACCUGCAGACAGUGGACGCGCCACUUAACGCAGCACUUUUUUAUGUUAAUGACCCGUCCGAGGACUUUCCCAUACUCCACUCUUACCUUCAGGACGCAACACUUUUUUUUUAAAUAGCAGAAUCACACAUCAGUCUCUGGAAGUCCUUUGAAUUUCCCUGCUGGUGGGGGUCUUUUGAUAGGAUGUGGAAAACUGGGGUGUUCAUUGGCGCGUGCGUUCUGCUCCUUUUCCUCCAUCUGGGCGCAGAGAGCAGGMGCUCACGGGGGAAGUCGGUGACUUUCCAUCGGAGUCGGAGCAAAGCGCGCCCCAGGAGGGAGAGCAGCAGCUCCUCCGACACUUGGAAACCUUCUCACGGUCCUGCCUUCAACUCCUGUCGGAUCCCACUCACCACGGCCGAGCACGAGGUUCUGGAUGACAACACACACGAGACAGGGUUUAACGGUGAUGACGGCUCCUAUGUGAUCCUCACGUGGGUGGGCGACGGCACAGGAGUGAUUCUGGUGCUAUCCACAAUCAGCUUUCCUCUUGAUUCUUUUCUGGAGGGAGGGUCCUCACGACUUUACAGGAGUACGGAUUACGGCAAGUCCUUUCAUGACAUCUCCCAGAGCAUCAACCACACCUUCAUCAAAGAGGAGUUUGGAGUCAGUGUUGGACCGGGAAGYUCGGUGAUAUUAACGGCAGACACGCCCAUUUUUGGCAACCCUGGUGGGAUCAUCUUCACCUCCACAGAUGCUGGGGCCACGUUCAGAUUCAUCCAGCUGCCCUUCCACCUGGCUCAGCCCAUCACCUACCACUUCCUCAACCCCGACUACCUGGUGGCCCUCAGCAUCGACGGCAGUCUUUGGCUCUCUCUGGACUUUGGCGCCAAGUGGACAAAAGUUCACGACGGAGUGCAUACUUUCUCGUGGGGGGCGGGCAUAAAUUUGUUCUUCAGUUGCAGCCUGGUAGAUGCAGUUGAAGCAGAAGAGAGGGGAGACUUAGUGCUGAAGAGGACGAAGGAUCUGGGUCAAACCUUCACCAUCAUUCAUGAGGACGUCUUCAGUUUUGGCUACAUCGGAGCGUUCCUCUUCUUCUCUGUCAUGGAGGACUCGAGGUCUCCUCGGGUCAUGUACUUCUCAUCGGACCAAGGAGAUUCGUUCAGUCAGGCCCUUCUGCCUUCUGCUUCCACUGAGCAGUUUUACUCCAUCCUGGACGGGGACGAGGACAUGCUCUUCUUGCAUGUAGACAACCCAGGAGACACCUACUUUGGGACCAUGUACACCUCAGAUGACCGUGGGAUAUUGUUCUCCAAGUCUUUGGAGCGCCACCUGUUUGGCGGACAGAAAAAGAGUGACUUCACCAACAUCACGUCACUGAGAGGAGUUUAUCUCACAAAUAAACUUGAUUUUGAUGGCCAUAUAAGAUCUGUCAUUUCCUUUAACAGAGGAGGGAUGUGGAGGCGACUCAACAAACCCGACAAUGUGAACUGUGCAGACCAUGUCAAGAAUUGCAACCUUCAUAUUCACGGAGAACACAGCCGUUAUAACCGGAUAGUACCCAUGUUGGCUCUGUCUGAACCAACUGCCGUUGGUCUCGUAAUCGCUCAUGGCACAGUAGGAGAUUCUUUGUCCUCGUCUCAGUACCCAGAUGUGUUUGUUUCAUCUGAUGGGGGGUACAACUGGAGGGGGACAUUAAAAGGUCCUCACCACUACAGCCUAUUAGACUCUGGGGGUCUCAUUGUGGCUGUGGAGGCUCACCAUGAAGGACAAGUCAAGACCAUCAAGUUCUCCACUGACGAAGGCCGCUGCUGGAAGCUGUAUAACUUCACGGAGCAGCCGUUCUUCUUCGCCGGCCUGGCGUCGGAGCCAGGCACCAAGGCCAUGAGUGUGAGCGUGUGGGGCUUCCGUCCUGAGGAGGAUGGACAGCCCAUGUGGGUGGCCGUCACCAUCGAUUUCCAGAGCCUCAUCACCAGACAAUGUAAUGCUCGAGACUAUGAGGAGUGGCUGGCUCAUUCAGCAGAAGGAGACUCGGAGAGAAAGGGAUGUGUCCUGGGACUGAAGGAGACUUAUCGGAGGCUGAAGAAGCAGUCUGUGUGCAGAAAUGGUCGAAAAUUUGCAGUGAGCAAGAAGCAGAGCCCCUGCUUAUGCACCAGGGAGGACUACAUAUGUGACUAUGGUUAUUAUCGUCAUGUCAACACCUCAGAGUGCGUGAGACAACCAGUCGCUGCAAACAAAACCCUUGACAUGUGUCUGAAUGGAGAGGAGGAUGAGCUGAUCACUGAAGGGUACCGAAAGGUGGCAAGUGACAGAUGUGAGGGGGGAUUCACACCCCGCGCCAACGUCCCCACAGUCAUCCAUCCAUGUGGGGUCAAACCCAGCGCUGGACCUCCYACUAAGUCGACAUCUUCAGUCCCUCACUUUGACUCACCGACAGAAAGGUUGGUCUUGAUCCUUGUGUGUGCAGGAGCAUCACUCAUCAUCCUGGUGGCCAUCAUCUCUGCAGUUCUUACAGUGAGGAGAGUGGUUAACAGGACCAGGACAUCGGUGUAUAGCUUCUCGAACCUACGCCUCCAGGAAGACAACAGCCUCACAGCUGAUCUUGAAAGUGCCAUCAGCAGCAACGGUACAGCCUACCAUCAGGACUCAGAUGAAGAUCUUCUUUACUGACACACCAGACUAAUGUUCAACAAACUGAUGAUGUUUAAGACCAAAGGUGUUAGAACAAAAGACUGUUUUAUUGAAAUAAUGCUGUAUUAACUUAUUAACUCUGUAUUGCUUUACUUUGGAUUUGCACAGUACUUUUUUUUUAUUUGACUUUUAUAUUUUUCAUGUAAAAUCAAACCUGAAACAAUCCUGACAAUGUGCACGUUCAAAAUAUAAAGUUCUUCAUGCUGUGUAGGUAGAUCAGUCUUUAUGGGCAAUAACGUAUUUCUUUUUUUUCAGUUUUAAAAUUUGAAACAUCUUGUUUGUACAGCAUGUCAGUUGAACUGGAAGGAUAUACCUGAAAUAGUUUUUUAUACUAUGUCUAUAAUGAUUAAGUUUCAUUUAUUAACACAAUAAAUCAUAUUGUUUUAAACAAAAUACUUGCCAUAAACACUUGUUAUUGGUAGUGUUUAUUUAUUUUGCUAUCUAUAAUUACUUUUAACAGCAGUAA
This is a messenger RNA of Austrofundulus limnaeus, 3219 nucleotides long. RefSeq names its product sortilin. The coding region runs from base 270 to 2732 and encodes 820 amino acids. The transcript has 21 exons. Gene Ontology annotation, molecular function: protein binding. The record is from RefSeq and is a predicted model, not a curated record. Gene Ontology annotation, cellular component: Golgi apparatus; membrane. Lineage: Eukaryota; Metazoa; Chordata; Actinopteri; Cyprinodontiformes; Rivulidae. Gene Ontology annotation, biological process: Golgi to endosome transport; endocytosis; vesicle organization.